AUGCAACAACUUCAUCUCUCUCAGCUAUUCAACCCCAAGUCUUUGACAUGUCCAAAAAUCAAUGGUAUAGUACAUUUUCUUGGACAUAGAACCCGUUUUCAAAAAACUAUUCACAUUUAUGAGACUAAUUUUGCUCCAUAUUUCACAAGCAAUGGCCCCAAUCUUCGCCUUAUAACAAACUUUGCACCCUGUAAUGCAAUAGCAUUCUCUACCCACUCACCUGAUGAUGAUGCAGAUUUUGUUAGCAACCCCACCAAGAAUCAGAGUAUUAAUGAGAUUCCUGAUGGAACUGCAAAGGGAAAGAGCUUUUGGGGUGGUGUUAGUUUGAUCAUUGGUGCUGCUGUUGGGCCUGGAAUGUUGGGUUUGCCUUCUUUGACUAUUAAAUCUGGUCCAUUUCCUUCAACAAUCAUAAUUCUCCUCUCUUGGCUCUAUGUCAUCUCUUCAAUCAUUCUUGUAGCAGAACUUAGCUUUUCUGCCAUGGAAGAAGAUGGGGUUGAAGAGGUGAGCUUUACAAGCCUUGCAACAAAGGCAUUGGGAAGUCAAUUUGGUGCAUUUGUUGGUCUGGUUUACACAUUUUUGUGUUUUUCAUUGCUGGUGGCUUGUAUUGCUGGUAUUGGAUCUAUUUUCUCUUCAUUGUUUCCAAGGGUGGAUACUUUGAUUGUUAAUGCCUUGUUUCCUCUUCUUGUUGGAAUGUUGAUUGUCUUUUUUCCAUUCAAGACUAUUGAUGUUGCAAACAGGCUUUUAUGCUUCCUUAUGCUUUUCUCUAUAACUGGACUUGUUGCUGUUGGAUUGUCUGUUGCAAGAGCUAACAUAAUAAGCUCAUUUGCUUUAGCCUCAUGGAAGCUUUCAUCAAUACUUCCUAUUAUACCAGUGGCUGUACUCACAUUGGGAUUUCAUGUCAUCACUCCUUUUAUAUGUAAGAUUGCAGGGAACACAGUGAAUGAGGUUAGAAAUGCAAUACUAAUUGGUGGGACUGUUCCUUUAAUCAUGGUUUUGUCAUGGAAUUUGAUUGUCUUGGGGCUUGUUGGGACUAAUUCAGCAGCCACCACUGGUGACCCCAUAUCCCUUUUGCUUUCUGUAAAUCCAUCUGCUUUAUCUGCAGUUCAAGCUUUUGCUUUCUCUGCUAUGGCAACUAGCUUGAUAGGAUAUACUGUAAGCUUGCCCAAACAGCUUCUUGACACUUUGGAGUUGGUAUCUGGAAAAGCCUCAGCUUUUAAUGAGCAUGGUAGUGGAAGAGUUGGAUUGGCCUUUUACUCAGGAGGGCCUAGUAUUGGUUAUUCAGGGACUGUUUGCUUCAGUGGUUCAAAAAAUUUGACUAUAAAAGGAUCUAAAAUGAGAUCAAAUGAGCAAAAACUUGAUCCCAUUAUAGUCCUUGUAACACUAUUAGUCCUUGGUUUCUCAGUGUUGAUAGCUUCAUUUUUUCGCUCUACAUUUUCAAGAGCUCUUGAUUUUGCUGGGGUCUAUGCCAAUUGCUUUCUGUUUGGCAUUAUUCCACCCGUGAUGACUUACUUACACCAAUCCAAGAAAAAAAUCAGGUCAUCCAUAAUUCCUGGUGGAAAUGGGACACUUUUCCUGCUUUUCAUUAUCUCUGUGAUUUUGGGAAUUUGGCAUUAGAUAUUCGGCUUUUGACCAUAUUGAUGCAAAUUUCACAAAUUUGUUCCUGAAAUUUGUUUUAAAUGAGUUAAAAAAAAGCCUCAAGAUAUUUUUCCAAUGACCAUGAUUAGAAAGAGACAAGAAGUUAACAAGUAAUAAGAAAAAGGUUAUGUAGCUGAUAGAAGGCAUAUUAUUAUAUGCUUGGCAACA
Messenger RNA from Gastrolobium bilobum, 1803 nucleotides. RefSeq lists its product as uncharacterized. The record is from RefSeq and is a predicted model, not a curated record. The coding region runs from base 1 to 1614 and encodes 537 amino acids. Gene Ontology annotation, biological process: amino acid transmembrane transport. Lineage: Eukaryota; Viridiplantae; Streptophyta; Magnoliopsida; Fabales; Fabaceae. The transcript has 2 exons.